CGCUGCUGAAAGUUGGGCAGUAUGGCAUUCCUUUUGCCGGAUUCCAGCAUUGAAAAUAAAAGUUACAAUGGGAACGGGCUUGUUUAUGUUAAGAACCCUCACUUGGACUUGAUGGAUGAAGACAUUCUCUAUCACUUAGACUUGGGGACUAAAACGCACAAUCUGCCUGCUAUGUUUGGUGACAUAAAGUUUGUCUGCGUGGGCGGGAGCCCCAACAGAAUGAAAGCUUUUGCUCAGUUCAUGCAUAAAGAACUUGGACUUGAAGGAGACAGCAAAGACAUGAAAGACAUUUGCGCUGGGACAGACCGGUACUGUAUGUAUAAGGUUGGCCCAGUGCUCUCCAUCAGUCAUGGGAUGGGUGUUCCCUCCAUUUCUAUCAUGCUUCAUGAACUAAUCAAACUGCUACACCAUGCAAAAUGCUGUGAUGUUACCAUUAUACGCAUCGGUACUUCAGGGGGAUUAGAUAUGAUAUUUCUUCAGCCCCCACCAUGGAAAAGUUCCAAUAUAAACAUGACAACACACUCGCAGUUGGAAUCAAAUUCUGUGCUGAACAUGGGGAUUGAACCUGGCUCUGUUGUGAUAACAGAUAUUGCAGUGAAUUCGUUUUUCAAACCUCAGUUUGAGCAGGUGAUACUGGACAAUGUGGUAAUACGCAGCACUGAACUUGACCAAGACCUGGCUGAUGAACUGCUAGAAUGUAGCAGACAUAUUAAGAAUUUUCCAACACUUGUUGGCCAUACAAUGUGCACCUAUGAUUUUUAUGAGGGUCAGGGACGAUUAGAUGGAGCUUUGUGCUCCUUUUCCAAUGAAAAAAAGCUAGAGUACUUAAAACGAGCCCACAAUGCUGGAGUUAGAAACAUAGAAAUGGAGUCUACUGUGUUUGCCGCUAUGUGCAGGCUGUGUGGCCUUAAAGCUGCAGUGGUCUGUGUGACUCUCCUUGAUAGACUUGAAGGGGACCAAAUCACAGCAUCUCAUGAAGUUCUUGCUGAAUAUCAACAACGACCACAACAACUAAUUGCAAUGCUUAUCAAAAAACGCCUUGGGCUAUGGUAUCCCAGAGAAAUGUAAGAGAACUCAGUCAUCUGGUUGCAGAGCACAUACACCUGUUGUGUAAUAUGUACAUAUAUA
Molecule: messenger RNA, 1128 nt
Organism: Pogona vitticeps (central bearded dragon)
Lineage: Eukaryota; Metazoa; Chordata; Lepidosauria; Squamata; Agamidae
Source: RefSeq, a predicted model, not a curated record